Molecule: messenger RNA, 636 nt
Organism: Cylicostephanus goldi
Lineage: Eukaryota; Metazoa; Nematoda; Chromadorea; Rhabditida; Strongylidae
Source: the annotation of a GenBank genome assembly
AUGUUAGCAGCUUUUUUUCUACUGAUUAUUGUGGAUGCGCGUAACCCGCUGCUUUUUCGAAGCAAAGAUCUUGAUGCGUACGUGAAAGAAGUUGACGCUGCGAAGCAGAUCCUUUUGCUUGUCAAUAAGGCUGAUCUUCUGGAAGAGUACCAUCUUGCUCAAUGGGCAAACUACUUCACCGAGAACAAAAUAAAUGCGGUUUUUUGGUCUGCGCUGGAGGAGACUACUCCUGACGAGGAUCACAUGGAAUGUGACUCGAUGCCAUCCACUGCAACGUCGGUGAAUGGGCAAAUGUACCUGAGAACACGCGAACAGAUGAUACAGUACUUGAAAGACAUUGGCCAUGCUUCUGACACGCCUGGUGCUAAACCAGUAGUCGUUGGAAUGGUGGGAUAUCCGAAUGUUGGCAAAAGCUCGACCAUAAAUAAACUGGCUGGAGAGAAAAAGGUGUCAGUUUCUGCUACACCGGGUAAAACGAGACAUUUCCAAACCAUACACAUAGAUAGCCAGCUUUGUUUAUGCGACUGCCCCGGACUUGUAAUGCCAUCAUUCACCUUUGGAAGAAACGAGAUGUUUUUGAAUGGUCAGUUCUCGCCUAUUAUUUCGUUUUUAUUUCUGUGGAACUACAUAGUUUAA